Messenger RNA from Urocitellus parryii (Arctic ground squirrel), 873 nucleotides. RefSeq names its product NK2 homeobox 6 (gene Nkx2-6). NCBI's taxonomy places the organism in Eukaryota, Metazoa, Chordata, Mammalia, Rodentia, Sciuridae. Gene Ontology annotation, cellular component: nucleus. Gene Ontology annotation, molecular function: RNA polymerase II cis-regulatory region sequence-specific DNA binding; DNA-binding transcription factor activity, RNA polymerase II-specific. The record is from RefSeq and is a predicted model, not a curated record. Gene Ontology annotation, biological process: cell differentiation; regulation of transcription by RNA polymerase II.
AUGCUGCUGGGCCGGGUCACCUCCACCCCCUUCUCCGUCAAUGACAUCCURCGGCUGGAGCGAGAGCAGAGCGAUCACGAAGCCUUGCCACAAUGGGGGAUGCGGAGGAGCCUGGAAAACUCUCAGYACCUGGGAAUGGACUCGGAACCGCGAGGAUUAGAGGUUAACAACGCCAGUGAUGGGGGCAGCUGCGAUAAAGAACGGGAACCUUCUGGGGGACCUUGUGAGGCAGUCAUGGAGAAAGACGCGGAACGAGUGGAGGAGCCACAGCCGGGCCUGGGUGCAGCUUCGCUCCUCCGAGGUGGGAAAAGGGUGCUGGAGCGCAGCGUUGGGAACAGCGGUGGCAGCACGCAACAGCCCAAGACGCGACAGCGGAGGAAGCCCCGUGUUCUGUUCUCACAGGCACAGGUGCUGGCCCUGGAGCGGCGCUUCAAGCAGCAGCGGUACCUGUCGGCGCCAGAACGCGACCACCUGGCCAACGCGCUGCAGCUCACGUCCACACAGGUCAAGAUCUGGUUCCAGAACCGCCGCUACAAGUGCAAGAGGCAGCGCCAGGACAAGUCACUGGAACUGGCUGGCCACCCACUAGCGCCUCGCCGAGUGGCAGUACCGGUGCUGGUGCGCGAUGGCAAGCCUUGCCUGGGCCCGGGCCAGCCGCCCUUCACCGGCCCCUACGCGGCUGCCGCGACGCCCUUUUCCUGCUACGGUGGUUACGCGAGCGCCCCCUAUAGCGCAGGCUACAACGUCGGCUAUGCCGGUGCGGGACCCGCGCCACCCACGCCACUGGCCAACUCGGGUUUCAGCCCUGGCGGCCCGAGCGCCACGCCGCAGGGCCAUCUGCCCUCCACGAUGCAGGGCGUCAGGGCCUGGUGA